This is a messenger RNA of Paramisgurnus dabryanus, 2435 nucleotides long. RefSeq names its product lysophosphatidic acid receptor 6a (gene lpar6a). The record is from RefSeq and is a predicted model, not a curated record. Gene Ontology annotation, biological process: phospholipase C-activating G protein-coupled receptor signaling pathway; positive regulation of Rho protein signal transduction. Lineage: Eukaryota; Metazoa; Chordata; Actinopteri; Cypriniformes; Cobitidae. Gene Ontology annotation, cellular component: plasma membrane. Gene Ontology annotation, molecular function: lysophosphatidic acid receptor activity.
CCCUUCACAGAGCGGCUGUCUCCCACCCCGCCUCUUCAAUAGAGCGAGCACAGAAGCCCCCGAGGCGGAGAUACCAAGACAGAGUAGUAAGGAAAAGGGGGUGGGUCAGGAAACAAACCCCUUUAGUUGAAGCUGUGAGCUAAACUCACUCAUUUACACUGUCAGACGUUCAGAGAGCAGGACUGAGACGGCGUGUCUAGCCCUUAUACCCCGUCAACACAAUGUGCUUUAUGCAUUCAGCAGGUGCUCUGACGUUGCAGGACUAAGAGAGACAAAGACAGGACUAACUGAGGGAUACAAGCUGGAAUUAUUUGGAAUUUAUCCGGUGUGGAUUUUAACGUUUGUGGAUUACUAUAUGUUUGGAUGCUUAUGGACGUACGUAUUCAUGUGCCCAAGUGAAACUGGACUACUUGGCUUAAAAUUUUAAAGUGAGUAACUUGUUACCUAGGGGCUCCAGUUUUGUGGGGAGGCUGGGGAAAGGGCAAAUAGAAGGGGGAGGGGAAGAGGUAGUUGGGGUCUGGCUCCACAGUCUCAGGGGAAAAAAUGCCUUCAACAUGAGCUAACCCCCCCGCAGAACCCAGCACGCUUUGUUAAAGACUGCAGCCGGGAAGCGUUUGAUCACUCGCAGUUCAAAACUGCUAACAGACGUGAAUGUGCCCUUGAAGGCGAGAGCAUCUCGGGGUUCGAAGCCAUGCUCUAAAUCUCGGACUGAGGGAAAUCCUCGUAUUGUUUUGUCUUUGCCUAACUGGCACCCCGUAGAGCUCCUUUGUUUCUCAUUGAGAUGUAUAACGCAACUUCCCAGAUGGAAAUUUCCAACCACUCCAGCCCUUUGCAGCUGAGCAACUGGACCGUUUGCCAAAAGAACGACGGUUUUAAAUAUCCCCUCUAUAGUAUAGUGUUUAGUAUUGUCUUCAUGGUGGGACUCAUCACAAAUGUGGCAGCCAUGUACAUUUUCACAUGUUCCCUGAAACUUAGGAACGAGACCACCACGUAUAUGAUGAACCUGGUUGUAUCAGACUUGUUGUUCGUUCUCACGCUGCCCUUGAGGGUCUUUUAUUUCAUCCAACAGAACUGGCCGUUCGGUAGCCUGCUUUGCAAGCUCUCUGUCUCGCUAUUUUACACCAACAUGUACGGGAGCAUCUUGUUUUUAACGUGCAUCAGCGUGGACCGCUUUCUUGCCAUCGUCUACCCUUUCCGUUCGAGGGGACUCCGAACCAAGCGCAACGCCAGAAUUGUGUGCGCUGCCGUUUGGGUCCUGGUUCUGUGCGGAAGUCUUCCGACGGGAUUCAUGCUAAACAGCACCACUUCCCGAAACAACACCAUAUCCUGCUUUGAGAACUUCUCUUCAAAACAAUGGAAGAGUCAUCUUUCCAAAGUGGUGAUCUUUAUUACGACCGUGGGGUUCCUUAUACCCCUGAUCUUAAAUGUGAUCUGCUCCGCGAUGGUGCUUCAGACUUUAAGGAGGCCACAGGCCAUCAGUCGAGGAGGGAGAUUGAACAAAAAGAAGAUCUUGCGGAUGAUCAUCGUCCACCUGUCCAUCUUCUGCUUUUGCUUCAUACCUUACAACGUCAACCUGGUUUUCUACUCCCUGGUGCGGACGAACACCUUAAAGGGGUGCGGGGUGGAAUCGGUGAUCCGGGCCAUCUAUCCCAUCGCUUUGUGCAUUUCGGUGUCCAACUGCUGCUUCGAUCCCAUCGUCUACUACUUUACGUCCGAGACGAUACAAAACUCCAUUAAGAGGAAGUCGCAGACGGGCCGCUCGAUUGACGUGAAGUUCUCCGAGGCCUUGCAGUCGGAGACGAGCUCCACCCUUCAGUUCAGCCUGAGGUCUAUUAAGAACAAGAUGUUCCAUAAUGAGUCCAAUGUAUGAGAUAAAAGUGCAGGACUAAUGGAUGCUCGCUCCACACCUUAUCCCGGCUCCAAAUCUCAAAGUAAUCUCAUAAAGUGGAUUUAGGGGAACUACUGUAAGCACUCUAUGGUGUAAACAUGGAAUAUUCCCUAAUUGAGUUUGUUAAUAUCUCUCAUGGUGAUAAGCAAGCUAUGCCCUUUUAAAUGGAUUUAACUCCGACUGAAAACACACACGGUGCAGGGCGCCACACCUGUUCUCAUUGGAUUAAUAUGCAAACAUUUGGAUUACUUAACUGAUACUUAGCAAACUGGAACUAGUUUAAAGUAGACAUAUGUGAAUGUACUUACGUGGUAAGUGAACGUGCUAUGAUGUAACCACUAUUUAAUUCAAACCAGAGUUAUCAUUUAACGCAUCUUCCUAAUGCAAACACACUGACUGUCUGAAGUGUCAUAGUAUUAACAAGCUGAUUUUUUUUUUUAAUGGCACUUUAUACUGUAUGUUAACUUUGCACUGAAGUGGACACUGUCAUAAUGCACUGGUUUUCUGCUACAAACUUCACUUGAAAAUAAAGUUUGAAAAUCAUUAC